Pocillopora meandrina is the source of this 14548-nucleotide messenger RNA. The record is from the annotation of a GenBank genome assembly. NCBI's taxonomy places the organism in Eukaryota, Metazoa, Cnidaria, Anthozoa, Scleractinia, Pocilloporidae.
AUGAAGCAAAAGGCGAGAUGGGGUCUCUUCGCUGUGUGAACUGUCUUCUCUUUUUCGUCUCAACUGUACUUUUAGCAGAUGUUCACAGUGUAGAACAAGGUAAGAUUUUUCUAUCAUGGGGAUUGCAGUUUCACGCAAUACUCCUUUUGAUGGAAAGAUCAGACACUGAAAUUUGUUUCUGGUUCUUGACAGGAACAGAUGAGCUGAGACUUCUCGCUAUAACUGUAGCAACGGACGAAACAGAUGGCUAUAAAAGAUUCAUGAGAUCUGCUAAAGUUAACAACAUCGAUGUGAAGGUAUUCUUAAAUUAUUCAUGCGUCUUUCCAUUUUGUGGUCUUCUGGGUGAACGACAUCAUAACCAAGUCAUACAAAUUCCCUCUUUUCUCCCUACUGCUUUGAAAAUGUGCGUGAGGAGCUGACACCUUUGUUACUGUUUUGACAACAUCAAUCCUUGACUUGUUGGAAUUUAUUAUUUCCAUUUUUCAAAUGGCAUUUGGUAUAGAGCCUUAUGAACUGUGUUUUACUUCGUUGAUCUUCUUUGAUCGCUGUAUUUUAAGACAAAUUCGUGACAGUGCAUAAAUCUUCAACGUGCAAAUUUCACACGUGUUACUGUUAUGCUUCAGCAUCGUAGGUGUAAAUAUUCAUUUGAUUCUCUGAAACAGAGGGUGAUAUAACUGCCUCAAAUCCCUUUGAUUUUGUGGGUAAAAAAUGAUUAGCGAACCUUGCUCGGAAUUUUUUCGAAAGUUGUCACUUCCAUGAAUCACACUCACGCUGAUAGCCUAAUGUUUUUAUUAUAUUCGAUUCUUUCAUAUCUUGGCCGGUCACUUGCGGAAGUAGGACAUAAAAAAUGUCUCCAUGUCAGAACAGUUUUUUAAUUUUUUUCCACAAAAUCUAACAAAAACCUGUCGCACAUAAAGAUCCUAAAGUCGACGGCCGACUUCGCGUUUAUAUUUUGUAGACGUCCACGUCGACAGGGAAAAACCGAUCAAAUUUCAUGUUAUGAAAGAGCCCUUGAUCUUUUGAAAAAUUCAGCGUUGUUUGAAUGAAUAGUCUGUUGUGUAAAGUUUACGUGAGAAUUCGCACGUUCCUGGCCAAUUUUUGAUUUGAUGGUAUUUGGGUUUUGCCGAGAAUUAUCUGAUUAUAUUAUUAUAUUAAACGAAUAAAUUUGAGUGAGACACUAUCAUUUUUCCCAAAUGAAGGUCAAUUAACUUAUAUGUAAAUACUACUGGAGCAGCAUGUUAUUUGAAUUGGUGCCUUGCUCAAAAUAUUAAUGUCAAGUCAGUAAUAUCAAGGUAUCUCCCUAAUUUCUAAAUUUUUUUCUAUUCUUUCUGCUGUUAUUUGGCAGUUUUAUAGGGAUAUCUUUGAUAUGUUAAGGAGGCAGUUGGUGAUUAGUGCUCUGAAUUAUGAAUCAACUAUUUAGGUUUUAGGCAGGGUCAGAACAGUGCAGUGCCACACGCUCAAGAUUUUCCAAAAUCAUCAUUUGGAGACCAUAACUCAGAAAAUGGCUGCCUAAAAAAAAAUUCAGUUAGCAGUGGCUGGCAACCAUUUUUUAGGGCUCACACAAGUUCUCAAGACUCAACACUCACAACUAAGGAGAAAGAGGCAACAAUAGAGCAUUAAUAGUAAUCUUUGCACAUGUUUAUCUCAAUUUACCCCCCUAACAUUAGGUAUGCAUUUUCUCCAUACUGUUCUUUAAACAUUUCCAAAGGUGCUGAUAGGGAGAAUUUGUGUACCGAUUAAUGCUUCUUUUGUUGGUGAUCAUUUCCUUUAUUCUCAUGACAUUAAUGUAUGAUUCUGUGGUGAUAUUGUAGGGAGAAAUUAGAUGCUAAUCACUCCUAGUGUUUAAAGGGUUAAGAUAUAGUGAAAAAUGAAAACAAAAUGUAAAACGAGACACAAAAAAGAAAUGGAGAAUAAAAAAUGACAGAAAUCCUUCAGAAUAUUGAAAUCUCUAACACUGUGUGUAUUUCAGCUGUGAUACCAGUGUGCAAUAAUUAUCAUUUUGAUGAUGAAUUUUAUAUUUGGUACCAAGACAUAGUGUAUGUGUUUGUUGAAAGGUCCUUGGGAUGGGAGAAGAAUGGCGAGGUGGAGAUGUGAAGAAUUAUCCAGGAGGAGGGCAUAAAAUAAACAUUCUAAAGAAGGAGACAGAACUUUACAAGAAUGACAGUAAUUUAGUUCUUAUGUUUGUGGAUAGGUGAGUCAUUGCCGAAAAUGUUUUUAUUUGUAAAUAUCAGCAAACCAAAAAUACUUCAUGUAGCACUUAAGAAAUCCUUCAAUGUAGUUUGUUUGUUUACUAUAGUUUUACUAUGUUGCUUUUCACAUUGAAAGUCAAUUUGACUGUUGUUUUAACAUUAUUUUUUUUUAUUAUUUUCACAGUUAUGAUGUGAUUUUACUUGCCAAACCUGAAGAAUUCUUGAAGAAGUUUCUGGACUUUAAAGCUAACAUGGUCUUUUCUGCCGAAGGAUUCUGCUGGCCAGACAGAUGGCUCAAAGUAAUUUCUAUUUUUUAUAAUCUUAGCAAUGCACAUACAAUGCAUGCACACUGCACAUAGUGGUAUCUCUCAUUUUAUUUCUUUGCUUGUCCUUUCAUCCUCUUUUCCUUUCAUCAAGUAUAUUGAAAAUGUCAUAGUGCCACCCUUCUCCACUUUGGUGAUUCAAGCUUAAAAACCCAAAAAAACAAAAUGAACAUAUGAAAUGAAAUGCUGGGCUCUUAACUGUGUUGCCCUUUUUCAGAAGUGCCUCAUCCAUCUUUUUCUCAUUUUUUAUUCUUUUUUUAAUCCUGAUUUCCCUCAUCUUUCUUUCUCAGUUGUUCUUUACUUCUCCUCUUCUAAUUGUCUUUUUCUCCCUCAAUGUUGCUUUUAUCUUUUCUGUCCAUUUCCCUUUUGUUCUUUACUUCUCCUCUUCUUCUUUCCUUGUUCCCUCACUGUUACUGUUAUCUUUUCUGUCCAUUUCCCUUUUGUCCUUUACUUCUCUUCUUCUGUCCUUUUGUCCCUCACUGUUACUGUUAUCUUUUCUGUCCAUUUCCCUUUUGUUCUUUACUUCUCUUCUUCUUUCCUUGUUCCCUCACUGUUACUGUUAUCUUUUCUGUCCAUCUCCCUUUUGUUCUUUACUUCUCUUCUUCUGUCUUUUUGUCCCUCACUGUUACUGUUAUCUUUUCUGUCCAUCUCCCUUUUGUUCUUUACUUCUCUUCUUCUGUCCUUUUGUCCCUCACUGUUGCUGUUAUCUUUUCUGUUCAUGUCCGUUUUUUUCCCUUUUCAUUACUCUCUCUCACUUUGACCUUGAAUUCAUCUGUAAACAUCACAUGUAUUAGAUAUAUAUACAGUAUAUGUAUUUUUUUUUUACAUUAAGAGAAAUAUAACUAUAUGGAGUUGCUCUUUAAUGGCGAGUGUGGCUUUUUUUUUUUUUUUUUUUUGUAGGACCAAUACCCUGAGGUUAUUCAUGGAAAGAAAUAUCUUUGUUCGGGAGGUAUAAUAAUACUGUUUUGAAGUCAGUUCUACUCCAAUUUUACCAGAUCUAGUGAAUUCCUUUCCCUUGGAGGGGCAACUGUCCUCCUUUUAAUAAGAAUUCAAUCAAAAACUUUUUGUGCAAUUCUGUCUACAAGUACAUGUACCAUAAAUCCAUCUCCUACAUAUUAUUGUACUUAUCUAGAGAGAGAGAGAGAGAGAGAUAGAGAGAGAGAUACUUUAUUGACCACCAUUGCAGCCAUAGGCUGAAUUACGGGAUAUUUACAAAUACUGAUGUUUAAUUACUCACAUCCUUUGUUUACAGACCAUAUAAUUAUUUCAACCAGUUGUGUAAUCAAUAAUCAAUUGUGUGGUCUUGAGUUUCCUACCACAAUUUACAUGUAGCAUAUAUUUUUGUAUUAUAGGUUUUAUUGGCUAUGCACCAAUAUUCCACCAGGUUGUAACUGAUCAUGUCAUUGAGGAUGUAGAAGAUGAUCAACUGUAUUAUACCAAGAUAUUUCUGGACAAGCAGAAAAGAGUGAGUGGAUUUAUUUCAUUUUCUAUACCAAGAAGGAUGGCUGCUUGAAUAUUUGUUAUAAUCUUUACAGAGUUCAAAUCUGGUAUUAUGAGGGAGGAGGUUACUCAUACACCAACCUUUUAAUAUGGGAUGCUCUAAUUCAUACUUACAUAGAGAUGAUUUUCUUUUCAUGUAUUGUUACCUGAACUCUCUUACCGUCCACUGGUUAAAAUGUAACAGACAAUGCUGCAUGGUGUGCUAAUCAAGGCCAAUUGAAAUUCCCCAAGAUGGAUGCUAUAUUGCUGAUUUAAAAUUUUGUUUAAUAGGAGGGAAACACCUAUUAGAAGGAGGGUGCUUAACUGUGAGGGAGAGGGUGCUUAUUUAAAAACUACGUGUACUAACCUGCACUGAUUCUGCUGUAAUUGAAGCUGAAAAAGAUAAAAAUAAAAGUGGUAAUGGAAACAGGUUUUCAUUUUAUCCUUGUUAUUAAACUGAGGGAGGAGGGGGAGGUGAUUAUUCAGGAGGGGCACUUGUUUGAUAUUGUGGCCCAAGGGGAGGGCGCUUUUUAGAGGGUGAGUACUAACACUAAGUAUUAAAGGAAAUACAGUAAUUACUGACUCUGCUCCUCUAAGGGUGAGUGUUAUCUUGUUUUGCAGGAUCAGUUGAAACUGAGGCUAGAUAAUAAAGCAGAGAUCUUCAUGAAUUUGAAUGGAGCAGAAGGUGCACAAUUAUUUACUAUAAUUCUUGUUAAUCUAUGGUGCUUUAAUUUAUUUAAUUUCACUUUUAUUCUUUGAAUGAAUGUUGCACACAAAGUUUUUUCCUUUUUCGGUCAAGAACUCAAAUACUAUGAUCAUAAAUCUCUGGAACAGUAUAUGAAUAUUUCAUCUAGAAAUAGUAAUUAGAGGACCUUUGAUAUUCUAAAAAGUUUUGUUCUCAAGAAGUAUUAGCAGGGGCUUUAACCCUUUAACUCCCAGAGGUGAUUAACAUGUUACUUCUUCCUAUAAUAUUCGAACAUUAUCCACCAAAUAGGUAAUGAGAAUACUCAAACUCAUCAGGAAGGAAACAUAUAGCAGCUAGAGGGGAGAAUUAACAAUCAGAUCUUGGGAGUCAAAGGGGGAAGACUCAUUCCUCCAAGCUCUGUGGUGCCCAGCCCCCUAAUUAAAAGCUUUUACAAAAAUGGAGUUAGAACUUUACAUGUACAUGGAUGCUAGUUGCCCAUCUGGUGCACCUGGGCUCUGGAACUCAGGACUCCUUGGUUUGUCAAAUCAGCAUUAAAAAUAAUGUUCAUUUGUCUUUACUUGUCAGAGGAAGUAGAAAUCAAGUUCAGUGAUGACAAGGCAUGGUUGGUGAACAAGGAAUAUGGAACAGAACCACUGGUUGCCCAUGGCAAUGGUCCCAGUAAGGUACUUGCCAAACUUUUGUCUGAUCAGCAGUUGAGGAUAAAAUACUCACUCUUAUUUUGCCAAUAAAGAUCAACUAGCACAGACAAAAAUUACUAAAAACACUUGCUUUCAUAUGGCUUUGGUACUGACAUUCACUUUGGCUGAUAUUAAAAGACCAAUAUCACUACUCUUAUGUCCCUCUUUAACUUAUAACAUAUGGUGAAAGGUCAGGUACCAGUUAUAAGACAGGUUUUACUGGUAUACACCACAUACAUGUAUAGUUAGUAUGUAUAGAGUCAGACUGAGUCAUGAAUUUUUUUUGUAUUUCAGUUGUUUCUAAAUUAUCUAGAUAACUACCUGCCUGAUAAAUGGAAUUUCAAGGAUGAAUGCACUGCAUGCUCUGAGGAUAGAAUAUCUUUAGACAGUCUCAAGGUAUGUUUACCUUGUUUAGCAGCCUUGAAAGCUUCCUAGAUACUUGAAUAUAUUGUGUGGAGUAUUGCUUUUUCGUCUUCAAGCAACUACUGCAAUCGUGCAAAUUAAAGUACAUGGUUACCUUGUAAAUAUUCCUUUCUCCUCCUUAUUCUCCUCCCCCCCUUCAUCCACACAAAUAGUUUAAAAGUAAAUUAUUGUUAUUCUGCUGCAAAUACCAUUGACCCCAUCUGGCCAAAUGUUAGAAUACUCCCUUUAUACAUUUAUUUUAAAAUUUUUCUCUGUUUCGACAUACAUUGUACCAGUGCGUGAUUUUCCAUUAAGCAUAAACCUGUAGAUGGAAUACCUACCAUGUCACUGUAAAUUGAUGUGUAUCAUAUAUACAUGUACUUUUAUCACAUGGCUCAUGGAGCCCAACUCACCCACUCUUAUAGAGAAUCAUAGUAAAAGGUGUAGUGUGGGGCCAGACAGGUUGAUGUGAGUCAGCCUAGAAAAAGUUAUCUGGUGAUGCAUUCAUACAGGAAAAAUCAUUUUCAAAACAAGUUCCCUCUAGUAGCAAUUGUGAGUUUCUUGUUCAGAGAAAAGGAGGUAAGGUUGUUUUUUUGUAGGAUGUGUUUGUAGUUUUCCAGUGGUAAUUUUGUAGGUAAUCACUCCCUUUUUGGUUCAAACAAAACCUCAAAAUUUUAAUGACUUAUCAUGUAAGGCAGGAAUAGCAAAGCAGACCAAAAAGCGUAGCGCACACAGCCAACUGGUUAAACAGGUCUUUUUUUAUGGUACAAAAUAACCAUACAACAUUGCAGGGUAUUUGUACUCUAUUUGUGCAUUAUCUGUACUGUACUUUGCGCAGUUGGAUAAUAAGUACAUUUAUUAUCCAUCUGCACUAAGAAGAAUACAAAUUGUGGGAAUCACAAUGGUUAUUUAAUUUUGUAGUGUAAAAAAACCUGUUUAACUAGUCAGCUGUGUGAGCUUCACUUUGCUAUCUGCUUAGUUUUACCUACAUUAUAAGAAAUGUGGCUAAAAUAUAGCACAUACAAUAAAUAACUUGUUAGACAUUUUGGUGAGUAGUGUUGCUGAGUAUUUCUACUUGUGGUUUUUAUUUUGACUCACCCUACAGGCUUGUAGAAAAUACAGCACAACUUUUAAAAGUAUUCACUAAUAUUACACACCAAAACGUCUAAUAAGAUAUAUCUACGUGUACAUACAUGUAAUUUACCUUUCGGAAAUAGUCUUACUCUAGUGACCUUUUGCCUCUAGUACUCAUACUGAGCACGUACUUGCAUGCUAUUACUUCUAGGAAGAGGAGUAUCCUAAAAUCCUGAUGGGCUUUUUUGUGGAGAAGCCAACACCUUUUAUACCAGAAUUUCUGAACAGAAUGAUGCAGCUAGAGUAUCCCAAGAAACACAUUGACCUAUUUAUUCACAAUACAGUAAGUGAGAUUUUGUGCUAUUAUUUGUUAUUUUUCUGAAAUUAUUUAUUUUAAUUAUUAUUACUUUGAUCCCUUCCCCCGACUGGAUGGCCCAGUUUGGGGGAAGCAAGAAGGGUUAUCAUUUAAAUUUAUUAUCCAAAUCAUCAUCAUCAUCAUCAUCAUAAUCUAAUUGUACAUCUAUUUUCUCCUUCUCCAUUCUUGAUAGUCAUCUUUGUCAUCAUUGUCAUCAUUGUCAUCAUUGUCAUCAUUGUCACCAUAAAAAUUAGUGUCUCACUUGUUUGUUUCAUUGUAUAUUUGAUGUAUUUGCUGCUAAGGUAACUGCAGGUAGUAUUUCUGGUCAUAAGUUAUACUGGUCUUACUUUACAUCUAGGUUCCAUAUCAUAAGUCACAAAUUGGAGAAUGGCUUACAGACAAGAUCAAAAAGCAGUUCAACUCGAUUACUGUGCUGCAACCUGAAGAUAAGGUGACUGAGUAUCAAGCCAGGAAUCAUGCCAUGUAUGUGUUAUUGCUUCCUUUUGCAAAGACAAAACAAAAACAUAUGUUGACUUCAUGUUGCUGAAGAAUAUUAGCCCUUACACUCCCAUGAGUGUCCCUCAGGAAGCAUUUCUCCAUACAGUAUCAAAGUAGUACCUCAUCAAGCAGAAAAGUGAUAGGAAUAAAAAAAUAUAUCACUAAGGGAAUUACUAGUUGAUCCAAUACAAAUGUUUCAACAUUGCAUCAUAAGAAUUUUUAUAGAAGAUAGUAAGGAAAAUUACUAUUGAGAUUUUGGGAGUCAAAGGUUGUAGUGAUAGAUAAAGGGAUACAUGUAAAUGCUUACAUUAGAUUCUCUUAACUAACAUUUUGGAAAGUGUUUGUCAACUGUUAUAGAGAAUUUUCACUUUAAUCUCUUAGUUGAAAUGUCUGAUUACAAGUUUCCUGUAAUUUUAUUCAAUCAGUGAGAUGUGUGAGGAAAAGAAGUGUGACUACCUGUUCACAGUGGAUGGCUCUGUUGUUCUUACUAACAAGAACACACUGAAGAUUCUCAUUGAGCAAAACCGGUCAGUUAAAAACAUAUGCUUAUCUUUUUUCUUUUGCAACAUCAACAAGGUCAAAUAAUUUAAUAAUCAAGCUAAUUUGCCUUGCUUUGGUUAUGUAAUGCCUUAAAUGUUGGUACGUACAGUCAACUCUCUCAUAAGCAGACAUCCUCAGGAAUUGGCAAAAGUGUCUGUUAGUAGAACUGUCAACUACAAGAAUUAUUCUUAUAAGUGAACACCAAAGAAAAAUAGGGUGUACAUGUACACGUCUGCUUAUGGUAACUUUUGCUUCUUUUGCUCUGUCAAAUGUCAUUUUUUUAUUUCCAGUUCAGUCAAAUUUUAUUGCCAUUAGUUAAUUUGCAAGCACUUUUUAAUUCUUUACCAAGGUCCUAAAAUUUGGAACUCUCCUCCUGUUUCAGUCACUGGUUUGUCAAAUGUUCUGAGCUUUAAGAGGAAAAUACAAGAGUCUUUACUUUUUAAAUAACACUGACUUGGCCAACUUGCAUCCAUUUUAAUUGAGCUAUUUCAUUUAUUUCUAAGGCCUGUUUUAGCUCCCAUUAUCUCGAGACAUGGCAAGCUAUGGUCAAACUUUUGGGGUGCUCUGGGAAGUGAUGGAUUCUAUGCCAGGUCACGUGACUACCUUGCAAUUGUCCAGAGGCAAAGAAAGUAAGUGCAGUGUAUCUCUUAAACUUUCACCCUUUCAUUUCCUCUUCAGUAUAAUAUCAAUGGGAGAUGUGGUGGCAUAGUGGUUAGUAAGCUGAACUCUAUGUGGAGAGGUCUGGUGUCAAGACCUGGCUGGGUUAUUAUAGUGUGUUCUUGGGAAAAACAAUUUACUUUCACAGUGCUUCACCCCAACCCAGAGUAUAAAUAGGUAUUGGCAAACUGUUAGGAAAGCCUGAAAUGGUGGUGGGGUAACUUUGCAAUGGACUGGCAUCUCAUCCAGGGGGGAGUAACACUUUCUGCUCUUGAAACCUGGGUGAGCUGCAGGAGCAUGGACCAUUUUGUUCAAUUGAUAUUUACUUAUUUCGCUGCAAUAUCAAUACAUCUCUCCAAUCAGAAAGGUGAUGAGACAAAAUAAGGGGAUAGGUUGUGAUUGAACACAAAAUUCUCAGCACUAAAAUGAUCAGAAGUUGUGGCAGGCAGAGCAGAGAAUAGAUAGUUAGAUCUUUGGCGUGAAAAGCUUGAAUAACAUGAAAUUAAUGAUAAUAUUUUUGGUAAGAUCUUAAUCUGUCCACUUUCUUAUUUUAACUGGACCUAAGCCAAUGCCCUUUUUUCACAGGGGUGUGUGGAAUUCUGUCUUCAUCUCAAGUGUGUUUUUAAUCAAGAAAGAAGUCUUAAAGAAGAUUCAUGGAAGUUUUGGUCCUUCCCAGCUUGAUCCAGAUAUGGCUAUGAGCAAGUUUUUAAGGGAUAAUGUGAGUAAAACAGUAACGAGUCAGCAAUUAGAUGCUCACGAUGUUACCAAGCUAUAGUGCAGCACUGCAAUAUUAUUUUCUUAACAGAUAAAAUUGUGUGUUAAGUAAGUAGAGUACAUCUCUGAGACUGGGAAAGUCCAUUUGAUUGGUCACAAAAGUGAAUGCUGUAGCUACAGAUGGUAUGCUCAAGCCAAACUGUUGAUAUUAAUUUUAUUUGUUUUUGAAAGUUCCAGUGCAGAGCUGAACACAAUUAAAUUUCUAAUAAAUAUUAAUUUAGUGUCGUGUUUCCUUUAGGGAAUUUUCAUGUAUGCCACCAACCUACAUGAAUUUGGCCGCUUGUUAGAGACAGAGAACUACCGCACAGAUCAUCUGCACAACGACCUGUGGGAGUUGUUUGAUAAUAAACUGGUAAGCUCUCAUUCAAUUUUUUGUACUUCCAAUUGGGGUUACUCCAUCAUAGAGGCUCUUUGAGGAUCGGUGGCACUAAAUGGUACGAAUUUGAAUUGCUCUAUAAUGGAAGUAGAACUUAUGAACUUGUGCUAUUUCCAACCCUUCAAACCUCAAGAGUGACGAGCGUCUAAUUUCUCCUCACAAUAAUAUUGCUGAACCAUUCAUUAAGAUGAUGAGAAUUAAGGAAAUGAUCGCUAAUCUGAGAGGCUUUGAUUGUUAAACAAAUUCUCCUUGUCAGUACCAAGCAAAAUGUAUAGAAAAGAGUAUGGAGAAUGUGGAUACUGAUGUCAGGGUGUAAAGGGUUAAACCAUUAGUAUGGUCUCAGAAUAAAAAUGCAGGACAAAAAGUUUAAUUAAGGGCCUCGUUAUGACAUCCGUUUUAUAAUCAUGCAAAUUAAAAUGCUUCCACUUCCAAAACUUAUUACAUACUUUCGCCAAAUGUAUACUUAAGUGAAAUGAAUUCAAAACGAUCUUUGCCAAGAAACUUCUUUAAAAGUGAUCGCUGUGGACAUCUUUCGAAUUUUUGGAACGCUUCGGAGUUUCUCGGGCGUCUUCAGAAAUUAUCUGGUCCUCCACAUAAGUCUCAUAGCGGUCUAACGUUUUUUACCGAAAAGAAUUGAAAGUUUUGUCGUGUGCAUGAGAAAUACACACGACAAAACUUAUUUUAUUCCUGGUAUAAGAGGUUAAGCGAAACAAGUAUUUGAUGAGACAAAUUUGUUCUGAUAACUUCUAGUGGUUACAUUUGAAGGUGGUAUGAUAUGAUGUUGUGAUUAUGUGUUCCAGGACUGGGAAGAGAAAUACAUCCAUCCAAACUAUUCCCAAAACUCAAACCUCAGCAUUGCCAUUGAGGAGGUAAGAACGUUAUUUAUUAUCCAUGCAGAGUGUACUUAUUGGUAACUGACUUUUCCCAGUCAGAAAGGUAACUCGGCGAACAAGCCAGACUCGCAUAUUAUUGCUAGCAUGUGGAAAGAAGCAGUAAGGAGUUCUUGUACCCUCCCUGGGUGGGAUACUGGUCCAUCGCAGCUCAUCUCGUGAGCUAUCCUUCCCCCUCCCCUAGGUGGAGAGUUUUGUCGUUCCCAAGGACACAAUACCAUAACCCAAACCAGGGCUUAACCCUUUAACUCCCAAGAUCUGAUUGUUAAUUCUCCCUUCUAGCUGCUACACUGCUUAACUAGUCAUGAGAAUUUAGUGUUAGUUCAAGAUAAUAACUUCUACCUGACAAGUUUGAGUAUUUUGAAUACCUGUUUGCGGGAUAAUGUUGGAUAUUAAAGGGAGAAAUUACAUGUUCAUCACCUCCGGGAGUUGAAGGGUUAAUCUGGGUGCCCACCUUGUAGGCCACUUCAUCUCUUGCCGUUAUGAAGAAAGCACCUAUCGAAGGAGCUAUAGAUGAAUAUAAUGUAAUUUCAGUCAUAUUGAAGUGAACAAGUAUUGGCCCGCAUACCAGGCUGGAUUGCUUAUGUACUAAUGCAAGAGUUGCUGAGGACCAUGGAAUGUUUAUGGAAACAAAAUACGGAGUAGGCGUUCUGACUCAAAAGUUUACCGUGGCGAUUAAGCGGUUUAGAUAGGGAAGGGAUGGGGAAAAGCUUACAGAGCUCCCCUACAACCAGUUUCGCUAUUUGAUUUCUCCACUAGUCGUUUUAGGUUAGUAGUAACAGCUCUUGGUAGUCAACCUUACUAUGAGGAUCUUUCUAAUGAGACGACGGCCGAAAAAGUAGACUUUCUGUCGUACUUUUUUUUCUAUUUUAACAGGAAGUGUCUUUUCACGGAAGGCAACACUUAGCAUGUUUUUUUUUUAUGAUUGGGCGAUCCCGUGUAGUUCUUACAUUUCGAGAAAAACGUUUUUAAGUCAUAUUUAAUUGAAUGUUUUAUCUUAGCCCUGUCCUGAUGUGUACUGGUUUCCUCUUGUGUCGGAUACGUUUGCCAAGCAUCUCAUUGAGGUAAUGAUAGUUAGGAUGUAGAGAAUAUUUGUAGUAAUAAUAAUAAUAAUAAUAAUAAUAAUAAUAAUAAUAAUAAUAAUAAUAAUAACAGUGAUAAUUUUAACAGUGGCUCAUCGACUAUGUAUCCAUCGCUAAUGGCUUUUGACCUGUUCACUAUUAAAAGUAUAUUUCAAAGUUGCUGUCUGUUUUCGAUUGUUUAUCUUUAAAUUUAUGAAACCGUUACUCGUAAAUGAUGAGUGAAACCAUUUGUCUACUUUCAGUGUUAAUUUUCCUAUAUUUGUUUCCUAGGAAAUGGAAUAUUUUGGUGAAUGGUCAGGUGGAAAACACGAGGUGAUCACUUGCUGCCUGUCUCUUCGACAGUUCUCUGUACUAGACGUCAAUUUGUCACAGAUUUGUGACUGUCAUUGUAUUAAAUGUUUUUUCUCUUUCAUGUCACAUUCUUCUUAGGACAAGCGACUGUCAGGAGGUUACGAAAAUGUACCAACAGACGAUAUUCACAUGAACCAGGCGCGUAUCUCUCAUUACUACUUUACGGUUUCAUUCUCUUCAUCAAGGAGGUGGCGUGGCCGAGUGGUUAGGGUGCUAGACUUGUAAUCUGGUGGUCCCGGGUUCGAGCCCGCCACCCUACCAUGUAUUUGAUUUGUUCUCGGUCACCUCCAGUUGAACUCAUCAGCUGUGCUGUGUAAAUAGCCAACUGGUCUGCCUCCUGCCAGUUGGGAUUAAUUUUUUUUAGCACUUUAUGUUGGUUUCAGUCAUCGUAAAGUGCUAUUGGAUACCGAUAGAAAUAGCGAUAUAUCAGUAAAGUAUUAUUAUUAUUAUUAUUAUUAUUAUUAUUAUUAUUAUCAUUAUUAUUAUCAAGCAAGAUAGUAAUCUAAUAAUCUUUGCCAUUUCUCUGGCCUGGCUCUUUUCAGGGUCUGUUGGCGUAUUGAAAGCUCUGCAAACCCCCCCUUGAAAUAGAGGUUCCAUUGUUCUUGCAAUAGCAAGAAAUAGGCAGAGUCGACAUAAAACCGACGAUGAGCUCGGGAAACUGAAAAAAAAAUCGAGUAGCAUGAUAAGGAGCCAUAGUUCACCGAUGCUGGAUGCUGGGAAUGCAACCCUUGUCAUUCGCGGUUAAAGUGAGGCCGCAAUAACAUCUUUUUCAGCAAUCCACCUGCAUUGUUAUUUUAACGUCCAUAAAUCAAGGGGAUUUUAUCCCGCCUUCAUUUGUAUUACUUAUAUUGUCUUUUUUUUGUCUGCAGAUUGGCUACGAGAGACAUUGGCUUCACUUCCUCAAGGAAUACAUUGUACCCGUGAAUGGAAGACUUUAUCCAGGGUACCACUCUGAGGUAAGAAAUUAUGGCAACCCCUAGACACUCUAACAUCAGCAUGCUUGUUCUCUAUGCUAUUUCUUAAGGUAAUGGCGAUCAUUUCCCUUAUUCUCGUUAGCUUAAUGUUUGAUUCAGCGAUGAUACUUUAAAGAGAAAUUAGAUGGUAGUCACUCUUAGAAGUUAUAGGGUUUGAUACGCGUAGAGUAGAAAACGAGUUUUGUGAGGUCUCGGUGAGCAAAUGUGUCACGCCAUGGAAUUGAUUUUGACAUUACAGUAAAGCUUGCACAACAGAGUUGAUUUGAUGACUGAAAGCCAGUUUUUGAUUCGCUCGACAGUUGGUACUUCCCGAAGUCUUGUCGAACACAGUGCGUAUCGGCCAGAAAAACGUCGACUUGCUCCCCACUUCAUACAGUGUAACUUAAACAUUUUUAUUCUGUCUUUCAGGCUCGUUCUAUCAUGAACUUUGUGGUAAAAUACGAUCCAAACAGGCAGUAUUAUCUUAGACCGCAUCACGACGCUUCUACAUACACAAUCAACAUCGCCCUAACAAGGCCAGGAAAAGACCAUGGGGUGAGAAUUAUCAAUUUUCGUUGGUCAGUAACCCUGAGAGAUCUCAUACUGAUAAAUUACCUCACACUGUGUCGCCAAUUUUAAAAUAACACUAUCCAUCUUGAAUUUCUGAGGAUAUCCGGGAUUACAUUGGAUUUGCUUCCUUGUAUCCUGUGAUUGGCACGAAAAACUUGCACCACUCUCUCUUAACCAAUCAAAAACAAAACUAAAACCAUUUGCGUCUAAAUCACUCACGUUCUUCUGCGCUUCAAGCUGUGUACAUGUUUUAAAGUUUACUUUUUAUUGGUUCCUUGAAAUAUUUUCCUAGGGAUAUUUUCUACGAGUGUUCGUUUUGGUUCCAAACGUGGUGACUCGUUUUUCAUCAAUCAAGCAGUUAGCGCAUGAACGCAGAAAUAAGGCAACUCAAACCAUUUCCGAAUUUUUAACAGCAACCUACGCAAUAUUAAAUUCUGUGGCUACUUAUAAUGUCAUAGUUUGGUCGUCAUGCUAAGGUCUAUUUUUUCAUUUACAGGGCGGGGGAUGCAGAUUUUUGCGCUAUAACUGCCAAGUGACAGAUACCCGUAGAGGCUGGUCGUUUAUGCACCCGGGAAGACUCACUCAUUACCAUGAGGGGCUGCCUGUAACAUGGGGGAAGCGAUAUAUUAUGAUAUCAUUUAUUGACCCUUGA